This is a messenger RNA of Hirsutella rhossiliensis, 1563 nucleotides long. RefSeq names its product sugar transporter domain-containing protein. The transcript is spliced from 7 exons. Bases 1 to 1563 code for a protein of 520 amino acids. The record is from RefSeq and is a predicted model, not a curated record. Gene Ontology annotation, molecular function: carbohydrate:proton symporter activity. Gene Ontology annotation, cellular component: membrane. Lineage: Eukaryota; Fungi; Ascomycota; Sordariomycetes; Hypocreales; Ophiocordycipitaceae. Gene Ontology annotation, biological process: carbohydrate transport; transmembrane transport.
AUGCGGCGAAUCCCAGCCCUGGCCCCGGGCUCGCGGCGCCUGUACGCCCUGUGCAUACACUUUGCCGUCGGCGCCUCCAUCUGGGGCUACAACAUCGGCGUCUUGUCGUCGGUCCUGGUGCAUCCGGGCUGGCGGGCGGCGCUGCGCAGGCCAUCCGCCUCGCAGCGCGGCGCCGUCACCGCCGUCUACUACCUCGGCACCUUGCUGUCCUACGUCCUGCUGGCCCAUCCGCUGGCCGACUGGCUGGGCCGCCGCCGCGCCGCCAUCGUCGGCUCCGCGGUGCUGUGCGUCGGCGCCGCCUUCAUGGCCGGCGCGGGCGCCCGCGGUGCGUCGGCGCUGGGGUUGACGGUGGCUGGGAGGCUGGUGUGCGGUGUGGGAGUGGGUGUUGUUAGCACGACGGUGCCGCUGUAUCAGAGCGAAAUCUCGCCGGCCAAGGAGCGCGGCAAGUUCGUCACCAUGAACCACAUCGGCUUCAUCACCGGCCUAGCCACCGGUUUAUGGGUCGGAUACGGCAUGACCUUCUGGACCGGUCCUCACGGGAAGUACUGGGGCUGGCGCGUCUCCAUCCUGCUCCAGUUCGUGCCGGCCAUCGUCUUCGUCGCCGGCCUCUUCUUCGUUCCCGAGACCCCACGCUGGCUCGUGCAAAAGGGCAAGCCAGAGCUCGCAGGCCACGUCCUCGACCGCCUGCGCGAGGGAACCUGCCCCCCGGAGGCCGUCGCGCGCGAGCUCGCCGCCAUCCGCGCCGACGUCGAGGACCGCCCCGGCCGCGACUCGGCCGCGCUGGCCCUCUUCCGCCGGCCGCUGCUCCGCGCCCGCCUGUGGCGCGCCUUUGCCCUGCAGUUCAUGGCCCAGCUGUGCGGCGCCACCGCCAUGAAGUACUACCUGCCCACCCUGCUGCGGGCCCUUGGCCUGUCCACGCGCCUCGCCCUCAUGGCUGGCGCCAUCGAGAUGACGGCCAAGAUUGGCAUGACGGUGGUGGAGAUGUGGGCCAUUGAUGCCCUCGGCCGCAGGGCGUGCCUGGUUGGGGGCUGCCUUGUGAUGGGCGUCUCUAUGCUUAUCAACGGCGCCCUCCCGCUCGCGUACCCGAACAAUGCAAACAAGGCCGCCGACGCCGCCUGCAUCGCCUUCAUCUUCAUCUACGCCAUGGGCUACAGCCUCGGCCUCGGCCCGGCUGCCUGGGUGUACAGCUCCGAAAUCUUCCCCACGCCGGUUCGUGCCCGCGGACUUAACCUCGCCGCAUCUGGCGGCGCCAUCGGGAGCAUCAUCGUCGCUCAGAUCUGGCCCGUCGGCGUGGCCAACCUCGGCAGCCGCAUCUACUUCUUCUUCAUGGCCGUCAACCUGGUUUGCGCUCCGAUCAUCUGGUUACUGUACCCCGAGACAAAGGGCAGGGCGCUAGAGGACAUGGACGACUUGUUCGGCAAGUCUGCCCCUCGACACCCUGCUGCCCUCUCAGACCCGACGAUGGCAGUCGAGGAUCGUGACAGGCGACACAGGGGCAAUGGCGAGCUGACGCAAACGUCGAGCCAGGACAGCGCCGAGGAAGGUGCUCAGCUUCUGCCGUAA